Anopheles cruzii is the source of this 825-nucleotide messenger RNA. It is a transcript of the gene snf, whose product is annotated as U1 small nuclear ribonucleoprotein A. Lineage: Eukaryota; Metazoa; Arthropoda; Insecta; Diptera; Culicidae. Gene Ontology annotation, cellular component: U1 snRNP. The coding region runs from base 85 to 735 and encodes 216 amino acids. The transcript has a single exon. The record is from RefSeq and is a predicted model, not a curated record. Gene Ontology annotation, biological process: mRNA splicing, via spliceosome. Gene Ontology annotation, molecular function: U1 snRNA binding.
CCCAGCAUCAUCGAAGCGAGUGUGUGAUUUUACGGAACAGUUUUCUGUAUUUUAGCGAAAAGGCAACGGGCUUUCAGCGACAAAAUGGAUAUACGACCCAACCACACGAUCUACAUCAACAAUCUAAACGAGAAGAUCAAAAAAGAGGAACUGAAAAAGUCCCUUUACGCCAUCUUCUCGCAGUUCGGCCAGAUACUGGAUAUCGUGGCGUACAAAACGCUACGGAUGCGCGGUCAGGCGUUCAUCAUCUUCAAGGAGAUUGGCAGUGCAACGAAUGCGAUGCGAACGAUGCAGGGCUUCCCGUUCUACGACAAACCCAUGCGGAUCAACUACUCCAAGGUGGACAGCGAUAUGAUCGCGAAGCUGAAGGGUACCUUCCAGGAGCGGCCGAAGCGGGUGAAGCAGCCGAAACCGGUCCAGUCGGAGGAGAAGAAGGCGAAGAAGCAGAAGAAUACCGGUGAAGUGGGCACCACGAACAACUCGGCCACGGCCGAGCAGCCGCCGAACCAGAUUCUGUUCCUCACCAACCUGCCGGAAGAAACGAACGAGAUGAUGCUGUCGAUGCUGUUCAACCAGUUCCCGGGCUUCAAGGAAGUGCGGUUGGUGCCGAACCGGCACGACAUUGCGUUCGUCGAGUUUGCCACCGAACUGCAGAGCGGGGCCGCCCGGGAAGCCCUGCAGGGCUUCAAGAUUACCCCGACGCACGCGAUGAAGAUUUCGUUUGCGAAAAAGUAAACGGCCGUUCGUCCGUGCGCUUGGAAGGUAAAUUUUAUAUAAUCGGUACAAAUCGAGCUGAAACAAUAAACCAUGCAUUAAGCAUUGCAC